GAUCGGACACAGCGGAUCACCGAUCACGGAAAGAGCCGAAGAUGUCGGCUCGCUCAUGUGAUCAGCUGUGUCCAAUCACAGCUGAUCACAUGGGACAUGUACACUGAUCAUCAGAGCACUGAUGAUCAGUGUGCCCUGAUGAUCAGUGUAGCCCCAGCAGUGCCACUUGUCAGUGUCCAUCAGUGCCUAGUGCCAGUGCCCAUCAGUGCCACAUCAAUGCCACAUAUCAGUGCCUACCAGUGCACAUCAAUGCCACAUAUCAGUGCCCAUCUGAGCUGCCUUUCAGUGUAACCCAUGAGUGCCAGUCAGUGCCACCUAUCAGUGCUGCCAAUCAGUGCCACCUAUCAGUGCCAGUCAUUGCCGCCUAUCAGUGCGUGUCAGUG
Molecule: messenger RNA, 383 nt
Organism: Staurois parvus
Lineage: Eukaryota; Metazoa; Chordata; Amphibia; Anura; Ranidae
Source: the annotation of a GenBank genome assembly